Molecule: messenger RNA, 779 nt
Organism: Hypomesus transpacificus
Lineage: Eukaryota; Metazoa; Chordata; Actinopteri; Osmeriformes; Osmeridae
Gene: tmem275a
Product: transmembrane protein 275a
Exons: 2
Coding region: 168-779 (203 amino acids)
Source: RefSeq, a predicted model, not a curated record
UAUGGAAGGAUUGUGUUUUUACACUGUGAGUAAUGUCCUCCCUCGCUGGUGUGUUGCCAUGGGGAACAGUCUUGGCUGAGGGCUGAAGAGAGUGAGCGAGUGAGAGAGAGUGAGAGAGAGAGAAAGAGAGAGUGAGUGAGACACAGGCAGUUGCCUUGAGGGAAGUCAUGGUAGUCACGGACAGGAGCUCCAGUGCUCCUGUUCCCAAAAAGAAGCCCAAGAAGAAGAGGAGGAAGUCUCGUCCCCACGGCCUGCCAUCCCCCGCGCUGUGCUGUGCCUGUGGCCUGUGCAUCAUGCUGGCAGGCAUUAACAUCACCCUGGUGGGGGCCUUUGCCUUCAGCACACUGGUUCCCUCUGCUAACCCACCCAUCAUCAUUGGUCCAAUCCUCCUCCUAGUGGCUUUCUCCUUCUUCGGGGCCUGCUGUGUCUGCAGCCGCCUGCCUCCUGCCCAGGGGUCACGGAGGUCCAAGGUGGGUGGCAGGAGCUUGGGGAUGAUGGGACGGGGUGGGCUGGCAGGGGGAGCGGCAUUCGAGAUUGAAACAAGUGAGCACACACUGCAGGACACCACAGCUGUGCAGCUCAGCCCCACACCUUCCCCCGGCUCUUCUCGCGCCUCCAGUCCUGAACCGGAACUUCCUGAAUCUGUCCCUCCAGGGACCUGCAAGCUCUUCACCAUGGAGAGCAAUGGUCCCACCACUGCCACGGCCUGCUACUCGACGUCUUCGGCCGGGGGAGGGGUUGUGAAGCUCAACCUGCCACGGGAGGAGGUGGCUGCCUAG